AUGCUUUUCGAAACUACUUUGAAGAAAGUUGUGGACAAGCUCUGGGGACGUCACCUUCAUGCGAAGCAACGGUUCGUCCCCCCGUUCAUUUGUUGUUCGGGACAAUUGACCAACACCAGGAUCCGGAAUUUGCACAGAACGGUCGAAUGCAUUAGUUGCUUUGACGAAGUGACCCUCAACAAGGUCCUCCGUGCUCCAUGCAAGCACAAUUACUGCUCCUCCUGCCUCGCGGCCCUCGUCAACCAAUCCAUCAAAGACGAGUCGUGUUUCCCUGUGCGAUGCUGCAAGAAAAAGGUCCCCACCACGCGAAUACUCAAACACCUCGAAGAUCAAGACAUCAAGCGCAAUCUAUCAGCCAAGAUGCACGAGUACGCAACACCGCAAAGUCAGCGACUCUAUUGUCCCACGAAGAGCUGCACCACGUUCCUCGGAGCCGCCUCGUCCUUUAGAUUCCAAUCCGUCCGGUGUCCCGCGUGUCACAAGGCGACGUGCAAAUGGUGCCGGCGGCCGAUGCACAAAGGGAGCCCUUGCGCCGAGGACGAAGCUACCCAGGAGCUUAGGCGGACUGCGAAAUCGGAAGGGUGGCAGACGUGUCCGGGGUGCAAGGCGGUGGUGCAGAGGUUGUCGGGGUGUAACAGCAUUGUGUGUCGAUGUGGUGUCAAUUUUUGCUAUUUGUGUGGGAUGAAGAUGUCGAAAUGUCGGCAUGGUCAGUGUUUGCGUGUUAAUGCAAGAUAG
Laccaria bicolor S238N-H82 is the source of this 735-nucleotide messenger RNA. RefSeq lists its product as uncharacterized. Gene Ontology annotation, molecular function: ubiquitin conjugating enzyme binding; zinc ion binding; ubiquitin protein ligase activity. Lineage: Eukaryota; Fungi; Basidiomycota; Agaricomycetes; Agaricales; Hydnangiaceae. Gene Ontology annotation, biological process: ubiquitin-dependent protein catabolic process; positive regulation of proteasomal ubiquitin-dependent protein catabolic process; protein polyubiquitination. The record is from RefSeq and is a predicted model, not a curated record. Gene Ontology annotation, cellular component: cytoplasm; ubiquitin ligase complex. The coding region runs from base 1 to 735 and encodes 244 amino acids. The transcript has a single exon.